Messenger RNA from Sus scrofa (pig), 2508 nucleotides. Lineage: Eukaryota; Metazoa; Chordata; Mammalia; Artiodactyla; Suidae. The record is from RefSeq and is a predicted model, not a curated record.
GCCGGGAGGAUGGGAGUGUGAACACGUUCAGAAACAGGGUCUCGAUUCGGGGCCUCAAACUGCCAUAGAGUAAAAACCUUAAGGAUUAAUUUAAUAUUUGGUAGAAAACUUAAACAGGAUUAAUAUUUGGUAGAAACCUUAAACAAAGAUGCUUCUCAGGUACAUCAGAGAACCACCUUGGGAGGACAGACGAAAAAAAGGAGAAAAGAGAAACUCUGCAUUGGCCGGGAAUCGAACCCGGGCCUCCCGCGUGGCAGGCGAGAAUGCUACCACUGAACCACCAAUGCAGGCGGUGUGGUGUUUCAUCAGAUCCUAUCUCAGCUCACAUGGAGUUGAGCCGACCUUGGCCCGGAAAACGGUGUAGUCAGGGAUUCAGCAAAGACUCUCGAUAGUUGACGUGGGUGGAGCCCAGGCCAUCCUUCUUCCCGCCUGGAUCCGGUCACUCGGCCAUAAAGUCACCCCAUAUGGCCAGGGGCGGCCCCACACCCGGGUGCGAACUGCCCGGGCCCCCGAGCCUCGCGUGCAGCACUUUGUCCUGAAGUUUCCAAGAUGUGCACGCAUCAUUUUGCUGAGGGUCAUGCUCUUAGUAUGAGGGAUAAGCUGGGCCUCAGGUCCAUAUCCCAGUAUGAACCGUGCAGCCAAGACCAGGACCCAGUGGGCACAAAGAGCGCAGAUGUUGGGCAAGUUGAAUAGAAGUGACUUAGACAGAACAGCUUCUCUUCUACCUCCAAAGUCCCAGUUGAGUUAGAGGGAUCCAGCCAGCACACUGAGGUGGCCACUAUCCCAAGGAGGAGGUGAAUUUUGGGGAAAGAUGUACAGGAUCCAGCCUAGAGGCUGAGGGGUGCUAACUUUAAUUUCAGGGUUAGUGGAGGUACAGGGAGCCCCCCAGAAAGCUGAGAUAGUGAAGGGGAGGGGAACUGUGCAGCUCACUCCUGAGUUAUGUCCCAGACACCUCAAGCUCCCUCCUCCCCCAGUAACCUCCUGCCUUCAGCUGGGUCCCGCCUCCUUAUACAGCUUUAUGGUCCUUGACCCAGCCGGCGCUGCCCCUGCCCCUCAUUUCCCACACUCGCAGGCCGGUUCCACUCCUCCCCCUCCCCCUUGCGCUCCUCCCCUUUCCGGGCGCCUCGUGCCCGGGGCGAGUCCGGCGAGAUCUGGGUGGUGAAGGGGCGGGUCCGGGUCCUAACUAACACCCCCCCCCCGCCGCCCCUACUUGGGAGCCUGCGGGAUAUAAGGCGCAAGGCGAGCAGGGGCUCGGUCUACACAAGGGUCCGGAGGAGCGAUGGUCACCCGGGAUCGAGCGGAGAACAGGGAGGGCCCCAAGAUGCUGAAGCCGCUUGUGGAGAAGCGGCGCCGGGACCGCAUCAACCGCAGCCUGGAGGAACUGAGGCUGCUGCUGCUGGAGCGGACCCGAGACCAGAACCUCCGGAACCCGAAGCUGGAGAAAGCAGAGAUACUGGAGUUCGCCGUGGGCUACUUGAGGGAGCGAAGCCGGGUGGAGCCCCCCGGGGUUCCCCGGUCCCCCGCCCAGGACGCCGAGGCGCUCGCCAGCUGCUACUUGUCCGGCUUCCGCGAGUGCCUGCUUCGCCUGGCGGCCUUCGCGCACGACGCCAGCCCGGCCGCCCGCGCCCAGCUCUUCUCCGCGCUGCACGGAUACCUGCGCCCCAAGCCGCCCCGGCCCGAACCGGUAGAUCCAAGGCCCCAGGCGCCGCGCCCACCGCUGGACCCCGCCGCCCCAGCGCCUGGCCCGGCGCUGCACCAGCGCCCGCCAGUGCACAAGGGCCCCCCUAGCCCGCGCUGCGCAUGGUCCCCGGCCCCCUGCUCCCCCCGCGCCGGGGAUUCCGGCGCGCCGGCCCCCCUCACCGGACUGCUGCCGCCGCCGCCGCCGCCUCACAGACAAGAGGGGGCGCCCAAGGCCCCGCCGCCCCCGCCGCCCGCUUUCUGGAGACCUUGGCCCUGAGCUUUGAGGGGUGGGGUGGGGGCGGGGGCUGGGGGGUGGGGUAGAGACUCCAGCCCGAGGGCAGCAGAGGGACCCGGGCGUCGGGGCGAGGAGGUGUUGGGGAGGGCGGCGGGGCGCGCGGGCGUAGCGCGCGGGUGAGAUGUGGUCUAUAUUAGAGUAUCUAUAUAAAUAUAUAUUUCCCUGGUUCCUGUCCCUUCUCCCUGCCCUCCUUGCGUCUAGGAUUGUACCCUCUGCCCCCGGCCCAGCCCCAGUCCCCUCCCGAGUCCCUAGUGCAUGGAAUAAAGUGGUUAUUCAAUCCCCGUGUGUCCCCUAGCCAGGGGCCUGCCUUUAUCUCGGCGUCCACGCCCACUUUCCUUCCGCUUCUGUCUCCCAACCCCCAGUCCUGCUCUCCUUGGCCCAAGCCGCGGGGCACACAGGUAAGUAAAGAGCAGAGCGGAGGCUGAGGUUGGACUGAAGCCGGAUGGCAAACACUUGAGAUAGGGUAGGGAGAGAAGGGAUAGGAGCCUCUAAGAAAAAGCCAGAUAUAGAAAGGAGGGAAAAAAAAAAAAAAA